Molecule: messenger RNA, 627 nt
Organism: Prosopis cineraria
Lineage: Eukaryota; Viridiplantae; Streptophyta; Magnoliopsida; Fabales; Fabaceae
Product: CASP-like protein 4D1
Exons: 3
Coding region: 30-527 (165 amino acids)
Source: RefSeq, a predicted model, not a curated record
GGUUGAGAAAUUGAGGCUUUAUUAUUGAGAUGGAAAGCUUUCCAUCAAAUUCAAUGGUGAAAAGAAGCUGUCUUGUGCUUCUUAGGGUUCUAACCUCUGUGUGCUUAUUGAUAGCUCUCAUCAUCAUUGCUGUAACCAGUCAAACUGUAGGUGGAGCUAAGUUCAAGUUCAACGAUGUUCACUCUUUUAGAUAUAUGCUGGCGAUAAUAGUCAUUGGGUUUGUGUAUACCCUUAUUCAAACCUCAUUUUCCAUCUUCAGCAUUGUCUCAAGAGACUCUCAAUUCAAGGGCAAUGGUGUCUACAUAUUUAAUUUCUAUGCUGACAAGGUAAUAUCGUACCUGUUAAUGUCCGGUGCAGCAGCAGGAUUUGGGGCAUCCCAGGAUGUGCACAGAAUAUUCGACGACACACUGAAUUUGAACCUUGACGACUUUUUUGCCAAAGCAAAUGCAUCUGCUAGCUUACUUCUCAUAGCAUUCCUAUGUUCUGCUAUAGCAUCUAUUUUCUCUUCCUACGAAUUGCCUAGGUAGUAUUGCCAUUGGCUUUUAUGGAUUUGAGUCCUUUAUUAAUGCUUUCAAGGUAACAUGUUUCACAAGUACUUUUUUAGAAUAAAAUCUUGUAAGAGAAAAG